Molecule: messenger RNA, 6322 nt
Organism: Astyanax mexicanus (Mexican tetra)
Lineage: Eukaryota; Metazoa; Chordata; Actinopteri; Characiformes; Acestrorhamphidae
Gene: reep2
Product: receptor accessory protein 2
Exons: 8
Coding region: 305-1120 (271 amino acids)
Biological process (GO): endoplasmic reticulum tubular network organization
Cellular component (GO): endoplasmic reticulum membrane; endoplasmic reticulum tubular network; cytoplasmic microtubule
Molecular function (GO): taste receptor binding; microtubule binding
Source: RefSeq, a predicted model, not a curated record
AGAUUUUGAAGGGCACACUGCUGCUGUGUGUUAUUCGCUGUGAGAAGCUGCUGGCCCUUUAAGAGAAUCAGGUUGGGUUUGUCUGAGCAUCAACAUGCAGCAGAUUUCAGACAGCAGCAGCAGCAGCAGGCUGUAGGCUAAUGGAAGAGACCCGGGCUUCACUGAAGCAGCCAGACCAGACCAGACAGCGAGCUAACCAGCUAACCUACCUCGUGGAAAAUCAGCCAGCGUCUGUCGGAAUGGGGGAUAGGGAUUAUUAAAUCAGCUCCUGAUGAGAAGAUAAAUCUGUCCCACAGCAGUGAAGAUGGUGUCGUGGCUCAUUUCGCGGAUGGUGGUCCUGGCCUUCGGGACCCUCUACCCAGCUUAUUCUUCCUAUAAGGCAGUGAAGACGAAAAACGUUAAGGAAUAUGUCAAGUGGAUGAUGUACUGGAUAGUGUUUGCAUUAUUUUCGACAGCAGAGACGAUUACAGAUAUGCUUCUCUCCUGGUUCCCUUUUUAUUUUGAGCUGAAAAUUGCCUUUGUGAUCUGGCUGCUAUCACCGUACACAAAAGGCUCGAGUGUUCUGUACCGAAAGUUUGUGCACCCCACGCUGUCCAACAAGGAAAAGGAGAUUGACGAGUACAUCACUCAGGCGAAGGACCGCAGUUAUGAGACGAUGAUGCGGUUUGGAAAGAGGGGGCUGAACAUUGCAGCUACAGCAGCAGUGACUGCAGCCGCUAAGGGCCAGGGUGUGUUGUCAGAGAAGCUGCGCAGUUUCAGCAUGCAGGACCUGACCCUCAUUCAGAAUGAGGAGGAGCUGCAGCUGGAUGGCACUGAAGAUACACACACCGCUGCUACACUGCCCCGUGCGAAAACAACCACGCGGUCAGUACGUGCCACAACAAUCCAACCUGAGACUGAAUCUCCGCCAAGUUCCCGCUCUGACGGCGACCAAUCAGAUGCCAGGACUGAGCACUCGGAUGAGGACGCUGCUGAUAAAGCACCCAAGCGAACAACCAGCGUCCGAGCAGCCAAGAAAACAGCCCCUGCUAAAACAGAGACGACAACGACGAAGACAGUGAAGAAACAGCCAAAGAAGAAGACCACCACCACUACCAGCAAUACCGCUGAGACCCCUUGAGUCUGCUGAGAUCCAGCUGUGGCCAGAUAUACGCAUACAAACAUAUAUACACACCGCAUAUAUACUGUUUAUCUGACUAUAAACACAACUGCGCUGACACACACGCACACACGCACACAAUCUCAUUCACACAGCAAAGUCUUUGUCCAAGCUUGGUUCUCUUGUGUGCGGAUUUCUUCAUACAUAUUCAGCACCACCUCAAAUAUUCAGCAAACUCAUCAUCAGAGUUAAUAUCAUGCAUCUCUUAUGUGUGUUUGUGUGUUUGUGUGUGUGUAUAAGUAUGAGUGUUUGCUGGUAGGUGGAGGUAUCUUCUACAUUCUCUGUAGGCCUUACUGUUACUUGAGAGUUUGCUAGAGCAGCACUAGAGCAGUCAGCAUUGUUCUUAUCAUAGAUCUAGUCCAAGUAUUCACACACUCCAUCCACUUCUUCACCCCCUUUAUUUUAGGACACAGUGUCUUCCAAUCGGAGGCUUUUUUAAGCAUGUAGGAUGUCCACUGAGGGACUAACAGGGAAGAGGAAAAUGAGGCUAAAAAAGCGAAAGAAUGAAAUAAUCGCAUGCUUGUGGCUUAUAUCUUCAGGAGCCUGUUGUAGAGCUGAAGAGCUGUGGUGGGUUUCAGAGCUGCGAUUAAAGCUCUGCCCUUUUAAUCCACACUCGAUUUAUAUGGCACAUCAUACAUCACUGGCUUAGACAGAUAUGGUAGAAGUCACACACUCUAAAAGCUCUUGGCAUCUAUGAGGACUUUGCUGGAGCUGAUGCUUGCUGGAAAUGCUCAACUUUAGGCCUUGCUCUAGGUGUCCCUCUUCUGAGGUUGUGAACACAAUGGCUAGCUAGUCUAUUGUUGAGAACUUUGGUCCUUUGGACUAAAGGCUCACAUAGACAUGUGUAGGUAGGGGUGUGAUGUGGUUCAGCCUGUGUUGUAUAGAUACCACGUGCCAUUUUGCCUUUUUUAUUUGCUAAUGAAAAGAUAGAAAAGCCUAUUAAAACAGAUUCAACCACUUUACAUAAUAUAUAGGUCUACGUGAGCCUUUCUAACAUUAUUAAUAGCCAUUAUUAAAAGUUAUAAAGGCACACAGACCUGUUCAGAUCUUUUCCUUGCUCUACUCUCUGGUUGUAAACAUGAUUGCUAGUCUGUUGCUGGGCACUUUGGUCCUUUCAUAGAAACAAAACUCCUUUUUUCACAUUUAUAAAUAAUUGUUUUAAUUGUUCUAAAGACUCACAUAGACCUGUGUAGGUAGGGUGUGAUAUGUAAACACUCUGGUCGUAAUCACGAUGGCCAAUCUGUUGCUUAGCAAUUUUAUACAUAUUUAGAACAGUAGCUUCUCUUAUAACAUUAUUAAUAUUUUUAUUAAGAGUUAUAAAGACUCAAUUAGACCAGUUUAGGGUUUGACGUGGAUCAGGCUGUUUCUAUAACAUGCCAUUUUGCCUCUUUUAUUUGAUGAUAAAAGAUGGAAGUUGAUUUAAGCCAAUAGAUGUGUUUAGUCUACAGCGGUUUGUACUUUCUCAAUUUAGCUUACUGGUCACAGUCUCAACACAGACUCAACACAGACUUAAUAUAUUAUGACGGUCUAUAGCCCUUUCCGGACGGGAUUAGUUUCUCAGGGGACGUCUGUGAAAAAUAUUUCACAUUUCUACUCAGUGAUAAAACAGAAGGAUCAGUGAGUUUUUAGACUUUCUCGGUCACAUGAUAUCACAUUCAGUAGCUCCUCCAUUUUCACUCGCUGUUGUUUUAACAUGGAUCUCUGUGACAGCGCGCACCCAUAGUGUAAUUACGGUGCGUAGCAGUGGAUAAAAACAUAUUUUAUUAAAUGCAAGGUGAUUAAACUCAGAGAUGUGCGUCUGGACAAGACUAAAAUUACGGGAGGACCACCGCCGGAGAGUUCAGCGAAAAACAGUAACGUUAGGUAAUUCAGCCUUAAUUUUCUAAGAGGAUGAGAAAAUUACCACAGGACCUCCUGAGAAACUAAUCAUGUCCGGAUAGAACAUAUGUGAGCCUUUUUAACACAAUUAAUAGCCAUUAUUAAUAGUUAUAUAGACUCGAUAGACUUGCUUAGUAUGUGAAUAGGCUACCAAGUGCUAUCUUUGCCUCCUUUGUUUGCUGAUAAAAACAAUAUAGAAGCUAGUAGAAUUAUUCAGUUUUGGUUCUUACUUUCCCCAAUAUGGCUGAUCUAUGUUAAUGGAGACAGUAUCUUGGAUAUAAUAAUAAAAUCUGCUGUUAAUUUUAAUUUCUUGAGUCACAUAAAAGCAAUUAUCUGUUUACAGCUUUCCACACUACAGUGAGAUUUCCUUGCAGACUUCUCUUGCAGUUGUGGUGCUGUCUACUGCGUGCUGAGUUAGAAAGAUGGGUUAUAACAGCAUCACUCACAGCUCUCUAGGAAUAGUACAGAUGAAUAGAAACGGUAAAGAGGAAUUCUAGUGUGUGCUUUGCUUUCUCUACCCAGACUUUUAUAUUUCUGUUUCUCCAGAAAGUGACCAUGUUGAGGCAGAGGGUGUAAAUAUGUUUUAUUUGUUUCUUCUUAAAUAUCAUGCUUUCACAGGACUGUGUAACAUGCUUGGAGCUAAAGGAAAGAAACACACUCACACAUGGGUCUUUUGAGCAAUGCCAUACAGUACUAUGGCCUCUGGUAGAUUAGACUUUUCAGCUAAAGGUGGGAUUCUAAUGGCUUCUAAAUGCACUUGCAGGAACAGGUGUGCCUCUAACAGAUCCUCUAUUGAAGAAUUUAACGUGCAAAUCUGAAGAUCUAAUGCUAUGAUGCUGAUCUGUGGUGAAGAUCGCAUUUGUGACCUCAGCCUGCCGCUCAGAUUUGAGCAAAGAACAGGAUAAUAGAACAGGAUAAUAGAACCACAUUAUUAAGUGUAAUUACUACUGAAAGCGCCUGGGGGGCGCCAAACCCCUACAAAUCUAACACUGAGAACUGAGAACCACACCAUUCCCAUGUAGCAGACUCCUCAGUUUAGUCCUGAGCUCAGAUCAGUUUUCUAUCAUAUUCUUUUGUUUAAUUCUGUGGACAAAUGAGCUGAUCCCAGGACAGGACUCACCUGAGAUGAUCUGAGACCUACAGUGAGAUACACAUCUCGUGUACAGGAGCUCAGCUGGUUUCUCACUGGAUGAAUCGACUGGAAAAUGAUAUAAAUGUAUAUACUAUAAUAAUACUUCUGACUGUACAGAAUGAGCUUUGCUUGCCUUACUCUCUUUGAUGGUGUUCUUUGCAGACUUUAUUUUGAAGUGUUUUUUUUUUCUUCGAUCUCUACUCAUCAGUUGCCACUUUUAUAACAGUAGGAAGGGUUGUAAAGAAAGUAUUGUAAAAAGUGAUAUGUAUGUGUGUUGGUGGACAGUGUUUUUAAUUUUCUUACCUUCUCUAUAAUUAAAUUUUUGUCCUGUAUUUAUUAGAAAACACAAAUAUUGACAGUCCAAAAACACUAUAAUUGAGCCUGUAGUUAAAGUAGUUGGGAAUGACUAUAAUUUAAUUUAUUUAAAAUAAAAUAAAGUUCUUUUUAAUAGUGCACACGUAUCAAGCGUACUGAUUUUUCUGAAAGAACAAUUACAUUUUAAAGAGUAAAUUGUACAAGAAAACUAUCUCAGAUAUUCUUUAAUAAAAUGAAGGCUACAUUUAUAGGGACUUCAUAACAAAACAACAUUUUUAGUCACUGAACACAGAUAUAGUUUAUCAGACAAGGUGUAUCUAAGAUAUACGAUGUGUGCAUUUAUAGUAGCUAAGCUCAUGCUUACGAUAUGUAUAUAUAUUUAUAUGAGACCACUUCAGUUUCUGAAUCGGUUUAUCUGAUUUUGCUAUUUAUAGUUAUAUGUUUGAGUAAAAUGAACAUUAUUGUUUUGUUCUAUAAACUACAGACAUUUCAUAAAAACAUUUAAUUUAUAACAUUUGUUUGCAGAAAAUGAAAAGAGGAUGAAUUAACAAAAGAUACAGAGCUUUCAGACCUCAAAUAAUGCAAUGUUCAGAGUUCAGAAAUAAAUAUUAAUAAAUAUAUAUACAGAAAGACGUGGUCUCUGUUUUUUUCAGAGCUGUAUCUUUAUAUGCGAAAAAAUGUAUUUGCAACAAAAAUAAAUCAUAAAGCUAUGUACACUAUGGUUAGAAGAAAAUGAGUUGUGAGGAUAAAAAAAAUGAGAGGAUGGAUCUUAUUUAACAUUGUUACUAAAAUUGGAACAACAAGCGGUCACCCUAAAAACGUCCUGUUUUGUAGUAAUAUUCCAUUUUUAAAAAUGUGAAAUGACACCACAUACUGUGCAGAGUUAUUUAUAACAACAUUGUUUUGUCUGUACGAAACAAAUUGAUGCGUUUAAAGAGGGUUGAGAUACUCUUUUUGUGUAUAUUUGAAAAUAUGAAGUUGGUGACUGUCUAAGCCAAUUGUUUAAAAGUUUAACCUAGCAUUAGCCUAGCAUCUCUAUUCCUACACACAUCUCCAAGCACACAUCAGAUAAACACCUAUUUUUUGGCGGGUUGCUUGCAUCAGGAGUAACUAAUGCAUCAUGAUUUAGAUUUUUCUCUUAGCUACUCACUUAACUGGGCCUCUGAAGUCUGAACAGUACUGAGAAAUGAAGCUUCGUAGCACUUUUAUAAUCUUCUCUUCAGUUUAAAAGCAUUUUUAUGUCAUUUACUGCCCAUUUAACUUUAACGUAAAAUGACAAGACAGAAAUAUGCAGUUUGGUUGUUCUGAAUCAUUAAGUGCUUAUGCAUGCGUUAUGAAGCCCCUAUGUAGGUAUCCUUCAUGUUUAGUGUUGCUGAUUUUGUGAUUUAUAGAACACAGUUACACACUAAAAAACUAGAAAUUAAUCAUUCUACUGUUUUUUUUUUCUUCUUUUUUUUAAAAUCUGUUUAACACCAAGUUUGACUUGAAUUUUGAAGUUUUUGAGUUUGACAGAAGAUUGCACUUGAGGUUUAGACGGUACAUGUAAUCAGCAUCACAGCAUCUCCAGUAUCGUCAUGCCUAUGAAAUUAUUAUUACUUUUUUGGAUUGUUUUUCUCACCUCUUGGGAACAUGUUCUGCUGUGUGUUUGAGAUCAGUAUUAUCGUGCAUAGGACUUUAAUUUGUGAGAGAAUAUUCAGCACUACUAUAUCGUUUGUGCCAGUUGUGAAUACUCCACUGUUUUAGAGAAUGAGGAGGUAAUGGUGAUGUCAGAGGACUCAAGUACUGACUGACCUGACCUACAAACGCUGCAAAAUAAAUAAAUAAAUAGAGUUACUGCU